CGGCGUACGAUGGAGAAGCCAUGACGCAUCCGUCGCAUCAAACCAACGGCGCCAGCCUGGAGGACUGCCACACGAAUUUCUUCGCACUGACAUCCCUCUGCGGCAUUAAAUGGAGGAAACUCGUGUGGGGCGAGGUGGCCGGUGGCUUCGGCGGCACGCCCCUCGAGGACCCGGUGCUGUCGAGUUUCUCGCGAUGUUUAGCUGGUGACAUUCUGUGCGUGUGGCGACGAGUGGCCGCCACGCCGGCCACCUCCGGCCCGGCGGCUGCCACCGCCGCUUCGGCGCCCGGGGCUGGCAUCUUCGACCUGGGCAUCGCGCCGUCGCCCGCGCCCCCGCCGCUCUCCCUCACCGCCGCCAAGGAGCUCUGGAUCUUCUGGUACGGCGAGGAACCCGAUCUCUCCGGUCUGGUAUCACCGGAGCUCAUCGCUUGCGAAAGCGAGCAGGGUUCUUGGGAAAGCGGAUUGUCGUACGAAUGCCGGUCACUUCUUUUCAAGGCUCUGCAUAACUUGAUUGAACGGUGUUUGCUAUCCCGUGACUUCGUUCGCUUAGGAAAGUGGUUUGUGCAACCUUACAAUGGCUACGAGAAACAUCGUUGCAGCAGCAGCCAUCUGUCGUUCUCGUUUGCAUUUUUCGUUCACGGAGAAAGUACUGUGUGCGCAAGUGUGGACGUCAGGCAGCAUCCUGCGGUGCGACAUCUCACAAAGACAUGUCUACAACGUACUCAGACCUCCCAAUCCGGUGUUAAGGUGAUCCUAGCCCCUUAUGGACUAGCAGGCACAUUAACGGGUCAGGUGAGCCGUAUGGACAGUCAACUUCUCGAAGAAUGGAAACAUUUCUAUCCAAUCAGUACCGGCAGUAAUCCGGAGACCGGGCUUCCACCCCUCGUGGAGGUCCUCGUCGGUGGCGUGCGCAUGCGUUAUCCUUCUUGUUAUGUCUUGGUUACGGAUAUGGAUGAUACGCCACCCGAAAUUCCUCUCUCGCCUCCAAGCAGCCCCGUCACUUGUGAGCGACCCCUCUUAACGCAACAGGAACUGAGCGCAGCUACUGAAUUACCGGAACGCGUGUGGGCAGAAUGUACUUUGAGUUCACCAGUGUCUGCUUCCAAGACAGAAUCUUCCACGGAACCUGGAACCUGGACGUUCGUGGAACCGACGCAAAAGUCUUCCUGUACCUGUUCAUGUUCGAAGUAUACGACCCCCGGGGGUUGGAAGAGCCUGGCCUCCUCUCAGAUUCAGAGGGAGAGAGUAGAUAAAGGUGGACGGAGGGUCGUACCGUUUCACCGACGGUCUACCACUCAGUGGGACGCUUGUCCCUCUGUCCCUGCUAAUGCCCCCAGGUCGAUACUGAGUAGAACGGAAGCACCUAGUACACCACCGGGCGGUCCACCUUCCUACUCGCGCGGACCACCAACGGGAGGAGAUUGUUUACCGGUGCCGUCGGUUGGCUCACCAGGUUCUCCGGCACCAUCACCCCUUCUGACUCCACACUCCGAGCCGGCGUCGGUCCCGCCCGCGGAGCCUACGAUGCCGACUCUCAGCCCGCAACCUCCACCAAGUCACACAAACACUGCCCUACCACUAACCCCGUCGCAAGGACCCAAGUCCAUUUCUUCCGCGUGCAACAAUCAGGUGCACAGUCCGUCGGUUCCUGGACCGGUACUGAAACGACCAAUCUUGGUAUCCCGAGAGUACGAAGGUGCUCUCUUGGAAGAUGAGCAACCGCUAUCUUGGCUCUACGAUUAUUCGCUCCAGGAAGCUUGGCUGAAUCAUCCUGUGAAGCGUUUUAAAUCUAUGAACAUUAGCGUCCCGCCGACCAACCGGAGCAAUGUUCUGUACCCACCAAUGAAUUCUCAAACGCUCCAAUCUCAAGCUCCUAAGCUGGAAAUUAAACAAGAACCUGUCGCAGUUGGCGAAUGUAUCGGAAGAAGAACAGAUCCGUACGAGUUCGAUGCGACAGGCGAGGAAAAUGGCACAAAUGUCGAUGGUCUCAGACGACAAAGGGACGAUCCAUCUAAACCAGGAUCUCUUUUCACCAGCGAGGGUCUUCAGCCUUCCUAUAAAGAUUUAGAUCAAAUAUUCGACAACUCCGAUCCUGAUACUUCCAGCGAUGAAACGAAUCUGAAUCAACUACAAAUACAAACGCCACCAGGCUCGAAUAAAUCUGGUGGAUUGCACGAAGAGACGAGGGUGGACGGUGCAAACAAGAAUAAUCGAGGAGUUACAGUUUUACGACCAGAAGAAUUAUCCAAAAUGUUUCCAACUCCUCCUUCUCUAGAGCAUAAUCCUGUUGCUUCGCCUUGCCAAUUAAGUGACCCUCUCAUGGACCAGACUGAGCUGCUGAUGCCUUCACGACCGCUCAGACACUUGCCCGACAUCUAUCCUAAUAUGGGUUCUCCGCAAGAAGAGCCAAUUGACGAUUGGUCAUACGUGUUCAAGCCGGCGGCCAUCAGCAAGAUGGUCGGUUCUUCCAAGUACGCACCUCUCACGAAUCUGCCUAGCCAAUCUCUGCCAUCCAUCACACUGCCAUCGCACUGCGUGUACAGACCUUCCUGGCAGUGCAAUUCUGCUUCCACCAAUCAGGCGGACAAACCUCUUCCACCAACCAGGCCCGGAUCAGUGCAACAGCAGCAGCAGCAGCAGCAGCAACAACAACAGCAGCAGCAACAGCAGCAGCAGCAGCAGCAGCAACAACAGCAACCUUGUCCACAAAGUCCGGCGCCACCUUACCGUUCAAACACUCUGCCUGGUAGGCCACCACCACCCCCAUACGACCAACCCAGCCCAGCCACAUCCACUACUUCUUCAUAUCUCAAUAAAAAUCUCAAUAGCAUCGAGGCGGAUACGCCGGGACCCGCUCGCGCACCCGAAUCAAAUUCCCUCGUAGUGAAUAUUCUUCUAGGUGAUACCGCACUCAAUAUCUUCCGCGAUCAUAACUUCGACAGUUGCAGUCUGUGUGUGUGCAAUGCUGGGCCCAAGGUUGUAGGCAAUAUCAAAGGCGCUGACGCGGGCGUUUAUCUCAGUAAUUCGUGGGUAGGUUCUGCGCUCUUCCAAGACGACGAUCAAAUCAGAUGUAGUUGUGGCUUCAGUGCUGUAGUGAAUCGACGGCUCGCGCAUCGAGCGGGUCUGUUCUACGAAGAUGAGAUGGAAAUCACGGGCGUCGCCGAAGAUCCGGCUGAGAAGAAGAAAGGCUCGCUUACUGCGGUCGCGUGUCCCGGAGCGAAAGCGGCCCCCGAAGGUCUCGACACGAUACCAUCAAAUGUUCUCGAAUUAUUACGCGAGCAAUGCUUGAUCGUUCAAAGUUCUGCCAGCAGUUUGUAUAGAGCGGCUAGGAUAUGCGCCACCGUGAAAAGCUAUCCGACGUUGACGCCGACGGUGAACACUCUGGAGUUCAAUGAUGGCAAUGAGGUAUGCGUUGCCGCGCUCGAUCAAGGCAAGCUCGACGGUGCGCAUAACGAGAGGGCGGCGCGUGUAAACGGCGUGCAUCGAUGGGUGUUUCUCAGGGCACGAGGUCCCCAAUGUAGCGGUGACAUCGUGCGAAUGAUGAGAUCGCUACAGCCGCUGCUCCAGGACGCGGUGCAGAAGAAGUGUACGACGCGCAUGUGGGAAGCGCCGUAUACUGUCACCGGACCGCUCACGUGGCGACAAUUCCAUCGUUUGGCCGGUCGCGGCACUGACGAUCGUUGUGAGCCACAACCAAUACCCGCUCUAGUCGUCGGAUAUGAUCGUGAUUGGUUGUCAUUGUCGCCGUACGCGGUCUGCUUCUGGGAAAAACUGUCUUUAGAACCGUUUGCCGGACCUAGAGACGUCGCCUACGUGGUCGUCGCACCUGACAGUGAUUGUAUUGUCAGUAGAGUGAAAUCGUUUUUCCGAGAACUUUCCUGCACGUAUGAGAUUUGCCGGUUAGGAAGACACACGCCAAUCUCGAAACAACUACGCGAUGGAAUUCUGCGCGUCGGGAAGUCGACUGUGCAGAAACUGGCGAAGCAAUCGAUGGAUGAUUGGUUCAAGUUUUUGGGAGAGAAUCAUAUAGGCGAACUGUUAAGAUUGUAUGCCCAAGUGUGUAAUCAUCGAUUGGCUCCAUAUUUGACGCAGGUCAUACAAGAUCGUAGUUUGUUGGAUCCUGGUGAUUCUCAACAAGCUAACAAACAGCAGCAACAGCAAUCCACAACAAUUCCCGUUCCCGAUACAAUGCCAGCUACACCCGAUGUAUUAUCAACCAAACCUGAAUCUGUCGAAGGGGAAAAUCCGAGGAGCGAGACUCCCUCCUCGAGCACAGCAACGAAUCAGACUACUACUAAUACCGGUAAUACGACACCGACAUCGCAACCUACAAGCAACACGACGCCGAUUACUACGACCACAGGUCCGGACGAGGAGGAAAUCGAACCUCCAGCCAUCGUUGUUUACUUUGUUGAACCUUUUUCAUUAGGCGGUACCGAGGAUCCUGAUCGACGUCGGCUUGCUAUUCUAGCUCUACUCAGAGCUUACUCUGCUGCGAUCAAUAGCAUGCCUGAAAAUAUGAGAUCAAAUAUUCACGUUCAGAUAAUAUCCUUGGAAAGUAUAAUGGAAUUGGGUCGAGCUCGAGAAAGGCGAAAGAUUCAAGAUGAGAUGAGAGCCUUGGCGUUAAAUGUCUUCUUGCAAGGACGUCGAUUAUUAAAUCAUAAUUCUACGGUGAAAAGCCUUACCGGUUUCGGUACUGCCGCCGCUGCAGACAUCUUCCUCAAAAGUAAAGAUGAACGAAAUAGAGCACCUUAUCGUCUCUACGCACCGGCCUUCGUAUUAGCACCAUUGCGGGCGAAGAGCGAAGCUCCCGAAUCAUUUGGCAUGCCGAGACCUGAAGAAUGCGCAGUGCUCUAUCUGAGUUAUUGUUUGAGUGAAGAUCAGUCUUGGCUAUUGGCGGCCGCAACGGACGAUAGGGGCGAAAUUUUCGAAACCGCUACCAUUAACAUCGACAUACCUAACAGGAAAAGAAGAAAACGCGCUUCAGCUAGGCGUAUUGGCCUUCAAAAGCUUAUGGACUUUAUAUUGGGUGUAAUGUCCCAAGGUGUACAACCAUGGAGACUGGUCGUUGGUCGAGUAGGACGCAUUGGACAUGGCGAAUUGAAAGGAUGGAGUUGGUUACUUUCUAGAAAAGCGCUUCUGAAAGCUUCAAAGCAUUUGAAAGAGAUAUGCGGACAGUGUAGUCUCUUAUAUCCCUCGGCGGCACCUUGCGUACUCAGUGCGUGUUUAGUGUCACUCGAACCAGAUUCCACUCUGAGAUUAAUGGCCGAUCAAUUCACUCCCGAUGAAAGAUUCAGUCAGGCAUCUGUAAACUGCCAGUUAUCCACACCUCAAGAUGUCACAUGUACUCAUAUACUUGUUUUCCCUACAUCCGCUACCACUCAGUCGUCGCAGACUGCAUUUCAAGAGCAACACAACGUACCCGAGUUAGGAGACGAUGAAUUAUUUUCCGCUCUAAAUGAUGAUAUGCCGGAAGGUAUGGAGGGAAUGGGUGACUUCAACGAUAUUUUCAAUGUUUGGCCUGAGCCGGGCGCAGGCGGUGGGCAAAGUCCAAGCGGAAGUCCGCACCGUCCUGAAGGUUCACCACAUGGAGGAGAUGGCGGUGGAUCAGGCUUGGGCAAUCACGAUGGUCCUGGCAGCCCAUUUCCGUGCAGCAACACGCCAAGAAUAGCGACGACUGAGCAAGCAGAAGAAGUUGGCACGCUUUUACAACAACCGCUCGCUCUUGGUUACCUAGUAUCAACUGCGCCAACGGGACGAAUGCCACCAUGGUUUUGGGCAGCUUGUCCACAUCUCGAAAACGUUUGCCCGGUAUUCCUGAAGAACGCGUUACACCUGCACAGUCCCGCAAUACAACAGAACAGCGAUGAUUUACUUCAGCAACAAAACGCACCUACUGCUCAUCCAUUGGACUCGCAGUAUACCACUGACGUGCUCAGGUACGUGUUGGAAGGGUACAACGCACUGUCGUGGCUUGCACUGGAUGCAAACACCAAGGACCGACUGUCCUGCUUACCAGUGCACGUACAGGCGCUCAUGCAUCUCUACCAUGCGACGGCAGCUCUCGUCUGACCCACACCCUCUCCCGUUGUAGUGCAGUAUAUGCACCUCUCUCACGCACUCUUUAUUGUACCGUCACUUGGGGCUUUACGAGAGCAACUAAUUUCCUAUGCCCUUUACCUAUACUACAUUAGUUAGGUACUUAGAGAGAUAGAGAUUGUCUAGGUACAGAGUACGAUCCUUCUCGACCAUAUGUAAAGAGAACCGAGCUUUUUUUUACUCGGGCUCUAAUUAAUACACAAGUUAGCGCAAUGAAAAUGCAAAGGCUGAAAAUGCAGAACUCGAUGAGAACAAACAGCGACUCUCUUUACCAUUUUUCUAUUAUAACAGACGAAAUAGAUUGUACUUUGUGUUUAUGAUCGUAUCUCGUAUUUCGUAAGGAAAAAAUGAACUGCGCAUCCAAUACGACCAUUACCAGCGAAAGCAAAUGUGAGACUUUGCGAAUAGUAGAAGCGAAGAUGCGAGUGAUGAAAGAUACUGUGAGAAAGGAAGAAAGAUAGGGCAGGAAAGAAUGAGGAUGAAAGAGAAGUAUAGCGAGAGAAAAGUGUGAAAGAAAUAGAGAAAGAAAGUGCGUGAACGAACGAGUGAGUGAAAGAGAGAAAGAAAAGGUGAAAAAGAGAGUGCAUAAUAAGAAAAUGAUUUUCGAUUGCCUCUCUAUCGAUAGAUAGUUGAAUUACAAAUCAGAAUCUCUAGAAAAAUUACGUAACCAAAAGUUUUUAAUUGUAAAUUAAAUUUUGUACAAAGCUUUUAUUAUUAAUGACGACGAAGUAAUAUA
Messenger RNA from Trachymyrmex septentrionalis, 6834 nucleotides. RefSeq names its product mediator of RNA polymerase II transcription subunit 13-like (gene skd). Gene Ontology annotation, cellular component: mediator complex. The transcript is spliced from 17 exons. Lineage: Eukaryota; Metazoa; Arthropoda; Insecta; Hymenoptera; Formicidae. Gene Ontology annotation, biological process: regulation of transcription by RNA polymerase II. Gene Ontology annotation, molecular function: transcription coregulator activity. The record is from RefSeq and is a predicted model, not a curated record. The coding region runs from base 21 to 6071 and encodes 2016 amino acids.